UAAGGCUGGGCCGCUCACUAUCUUUCGGCAUCGAGAAGAUACUUGUGUGCAUAUUAUUCUUUCACCCCCUCUCUUAUAACUUCAUCUUGGACCCAAUCUCUUCACCAGAUCUUUUCUCCUUCAAACUUCACACACACUCUCACAUUAUCACCCCGAGAUAGUUUAAUUAUACUUCUCAAAGGUACAUAUUCAUCCAACAUGGACAUUCUACAACUAGCCAUACCAACAUCUCUUGAUGAAGCCCGAAUCAAGACCCUCCCUUCCAAAGCUUUUUACAUUCCUAAUUUUCUUACGGAGGAGGAAGAACAAAUAUUAUUGCAGAAAAUUGCCACAGCCCCAAAACCACGAUGGAAGCAUUUAACUCAUCGUCGUCUUCAGACAUGGCCCUCUGAUUUGACCAAGAAUACUCUAUUGGAUGCGCCUCUGCCCAAAUGGCUAACAGAUCCCGUUGUCUCUCGACUUCUCUCCUUACCUAUCUCGCACGAAACUGGAACACGUCAUAUUUUUAGUGAUAGUCCCCAUGAGCGUCCGAAUCAUGUCCUAAUCAAUGAAUAUCUGCCAAAGCAGGGAAUUAUGCCACAUAAAGAUGGAGCCGCCUAUCAUCCAGUCGUCUGCACUGUAAGCUUAGGCGCAAGCCUGUGCUUGGAUAUCUAUGGAGACAAAGACGAUGGAACAAGAGAAGAGCAGCCAAGGUGGAGAAUUUUCCAGGAGCCAAGGAGUUUGUUGAUCACAACAGAUGAAUUAUAUACAAAUUACUACCAUGGAAUAUCCGAGACGGAAGCAGAAAUUGACCUAAAUUCCACAACAGUCGCAAACUGGGAUCUCUUGCGGUCUAAAGAUGAAAUUAUUGAUGGUAGAUAUGAAAGACAGGAGCGAACUAGCCUUACGUAUCGGGACGUACUCAAGGUAUCGAAAUUAGGUUCAAAGUUAGGGAUAUUCGGCAAACGCUGAGAGACCUAAUCUUACAAUAUGGUAUCGAUUUCCGUUUCUGCUUCCAACUAU
Molecule: messenger RNA, 1002 nt
Organism: Botrytis deweyae
Lineage: Eukaryota; Fungi; Ascomycota; Leotiomycetes; Helotiales; Sclerotiniaceae
Exons: 2
Coding region: 199-951 (250 amino acids)
Source: RefSeq, a predicted model, not a curated record